Triplophysa dalaica is the source of this 727-nucleotide messenger RNA. RefSeq names its product neurotoxin 3FTx-RI-like. Lineage: Eukaryota; Metazoa; Chordata; Actinopteri; Cypriniformes; Nemacheilidae. The transcript is spliced from 4 exons. Bases 320 to 661 code for a protein of 113 amino acids. The record is from RefSeq and is a predicted model, not a curated record.
UCUCUGCCAAUCUAUCUGCCAAUCUCUCUGCCAAUUUAUUUUAACCUUGUACAGAAAUGUACAAAGCAGCUCAUGAAAGACGAGCUUUAGGUUUUGAAUAACUGUCUGUGUGUUUAUGACAUAUCCAAAAAUAUAACAUUAUGGUAAAGGUGUCUGCAAUAGAAGACAAAUGUUUGCUUUUGAAAUGUAUUUGGUAUAUCUUUAUUUUUACUUUUUUUAAUGGGCAGCACAAAGUUGUGCAUGAAAGCCUCCCCUUUCUGAAGAGUUAUAAAAGAGACACUGAAACACUGAAACCAGAUCAUUCCUCUCCUGACUGAACAUGGAUCUGCGCAUCACCAUUGCACUUCUCUUCACACUCAUCACUGGAGGAUACUCUCUCAAGUGUUAUAUGUGCACGUCGGUUCUGAGUAGUCCUUGUAAUACAACAGAGACAUGUGCUGCUGGAUUUUCAAAAUGUUCCACUGCAACAGUGACAACUCCUCAGGGUUCUUCAACAAAUAAAUCCUGCUCAACGCCGGACUGGUGUGUAAAUGCAACCGCACAACCGAAUUCUACUAUCCGGUGCUGUGAUACAGACUUUUGCAAUAGCACAGAUGGAGUUUAUAAGGCUAGUUUUCUCCUCCUGCUGUGUCCACUGUUCUUCUACUUUCUGUAUCACUGAAUUCAGCACAACUUCAGAUUCUACAAGACCACAACCAACCAAAACAAUUCUGGAAGUACAUUGAAA